Anguilla rostrata (American eel) is the source of this 4997-nucleotide messenger RNA. Its product is annotated as poliovirus receptor-like. The record is from RefSeq and is a predicted model, not a curated record. The coding region runs from base 365 to 1894 and encodes 509 amino acids. NCBI's taxonomy places the organism in Eukaryota, Metazoa, Chordata, Actinopteri, Anguilliformes, Anguillidae. The transcript is spliced from 7 exons.
CAGUCAAACUAAUCGGCACGGUGAACGUAGUAGUAGCUAUCCUAUACCGCUACUCACGUAUCAGUGACAUACUGGAUCUACCUGUGCGCAUUUCGCCGUCUGCAGUCGCGCCUGUGAUCGGUUGGGAAGGAGUUCAAAAUUACCGUUAUUUCCUAAAAGCAACGGUACACCAAGAAAGACAACUACGCGACAAGAAAUAUCGAGCGCGAAACUGCAACUUACGGACUUCGGCGUAGUAGCCUACUGUUUGUUGCGUAUAUUAUCUGAACAGAUCUUCAGAAAAAAGAUAAAUUUAAUUUUAAACACAAAUCUUCUGUUUUUACGCUGGUGAGGAUUUUAUGUUCGCACUUUCCAGUGGAAGACUAUGGCGAGAGACUACGCUGGAAAAUGCCUCGACUUUAGGAAGAACUGUGGGCUGUCUAUGGGGUUCAUUCUCAUAAUAAUUGGAGGUGUGACGGCCUAUGUGAAGGUGAAGUCGGAGGUGGAGUCGUACCCAGGCCAGAUGGUCAACCUCAGCUGCGAGUUCAUGAGCUCUGAGGGAAUACGGCUGACACAGGUGUCCUGGAUCUGGGAGCCCAAAGAGGGGCAGAGGGAGAACAUUGCGGUGUUCCACCCGCAAUUCGGGGAUAGCUACCCGGUGUCGGCGCUCAGCGGCAGGGUGCGCUUCCUCCACGGCUCCCUGGAGAACCCCUCCAUCAGCAUCAGCGACGUGAGGAUGACCGACGAGGGGAAGUACGUCUGCGAGUACGCCACCUACCCCAGCGGCAACGAGCAGGGCACCACCACGCUGGUCAUGCUGGCCAAGCCCAAGAACACGGCCUCCGUCGUCACGGUGACAGAGGGGACGUCCGCGGUGGUGGUGGCGCGCUGCGAGUCGGCCAACGGCCGGCCCGAGGCGGAGAUCACCUGGGAGACGCAGGCGGCGGGCAAGGAGGCGCGCACCGCGCGGGCGGGCGCGGAGAACACCGUCACCGUGCUCAGCGAGUACCGCCUGGUGCCCACCGCCGAGGACGACGGCAGGGACAUCGCCUGCGUGGUCAGCCACCGCACGCAGGGGGCGCCGCAGAUCCUCCGCCUGAAGCUCUCCAUCGAGCAUCUCCCUAAGGUGAGGAUUCUGGGCUAUGACAGUGAUUGGUACAGGGGUCGCACUGAUGCCACCCUGGUCUGUGAAGCCAUUGGGAACCCUGAGCCAACCAACAUCACUUGGAAAACUGCGUCGGGCCCCCUGCCGGACACGGUCCAGGUGAGGGAGAACACGCUGACCGUGCGGCGCGUGGACGAGGCGGUCAACACCACGUUCGUGUGCGAGGCGCAGAACCGGCUGGGGGCGAGCACGGAGCAGGUCACCACGCUCAUCACGGAGCCUCGGGCCAGCCCCUCCAACACCGGGCUGGUGGCGGGCGCGGUCGUAGGCGGGCUCCUGGGCCUCCUGCUGCUCGGAGGCCUGGCCGCCGCGCUGGUGGCCCUCGGCCGCCGGAGGCACCGGGGUUACCGGGGCAACGGCGGCCCGGGGCCCUUCGGGGGCAAGAAGGCCAACAAGAACGGGGCGGGAGGCGGCGGGGGCAACAACAACGGCCCCAUCUACACCUACCGGGAGGGCGAGCCGGGGACGCUGACGGAGAAGGCCAACGACCUGCAGCUGUACGGCUCCACCCCCACCGCCCACGACAUCCUGCUGAGCAGCGAGAUGGACGAGGCGGAGCGGAGGAAGUUCGACCGGCUGACCCAGAUGGAGGACAUAGAGGACGAAGACGAGGAGAGAUACGACCACUUCGGGGGAAGCGGCCCCACCCUCCACAUCCGUCGCCACGACGACAUGAGCGGCUACCUGGACGACGACAUGGAGUCGCAGAGGGACGGCUCCAUCAUCUCCCGGACUGCCGUCUACGUCUAGAGAUAGAGGAGCAGGGGGGGUGGGAAGGACGGGGGAGGGAGGAGGGGCCAGGCCAUCAGUCAGCCUUCCUCGGGCGGGGCCCAGCCCCCUCCCCUUACGCAAGCAGACUCCUUUUAGAUUUCACCCCAAAAAAGGGAGUGCCCACAUGAGAGGCAAAGAGAGGACUAGAAAACACAAAAUGGUGUUUCGGAGAGAACAACGACGUCAUGAAAAAAAAAACCUCCCUCAAAUCGCUGAAUUUUGUUCCUCUCGUCUAGAAGCUCCAAACGUGAAGAGGAUUAAGAAACAACGUUCACCCUGCCACUAGAAUAAAUGUUCCACUGCCUGACAAAGAACUUAAGCAUUUCCUAACAUCUUCGACAGAAAACUCUUGCUCCAGAACAUAUCAAAACAACCCCGUAACUGCUGCUCUAAGCUGCCCCGCCGGAGAAUGAACUGUUCGGAGCAUUUUUAGUAUUGUUUUUGUUGUCUGUUUCGUGUUAAAUCGUCCGUGGGCAUUGUGACAAGGGGCAGGGGAAAAACAAACGACUGCUUGAUAGAGCGGUGGCGCAGCCGUGGCCGCUCUGGUUUGAGAACCCGCUCUGUGGUUUCCUCCACCUUCUCCCUGCUGUAUGGACCGGCCUCCGCCAGUGUUCGGGUUGCGUCUGCCACGCGUGCCCGCCGCUCACGCCCCACGUUUGAGAACGCGAACGUGUCCCCCUCCCUCCCCUCAUUUCAUGGGCGUACGCGCUGAGGUAUCAUCCGGGAGGAGAUUCGGUGUUGAUUAUGAAGUCUUACAUUCCGCGCGCACAUUUUAGCUUUUGCUCAGACGUUAGCGGUUGUUUAGCUGUACCGCCAGCCUGAGUGUGUUUAGGUUAGCGCUGUGCUGUAGCGAGUGUGAGAGUGAGCCCGGCGGAGGGAGCGGCUGCCUCAAGGUCUCCCUUCUUCACGCGGCCCUUUUCGUGGGGCUGGCGGCUAGCUCGUCCGAGAUGAGUGCACACCGUCUGCAGGGAGGCCGACCACCUGCUGUCGCGCUCAUCUCCAUGUCGGGCGCAACGCCAGCCGCGCGCUGGCCGAGCAGGUGAGGCACCUGCUGCUUUUGAUUGGUCGCCCUUCGCGCAUAGAUUAUCUCAGCGUUAGCCUGGCGCCCGGGGCCGACGCGAAGGUAGCCAAGCGGGCAGCGGGUGGAGAAGGAGGGGGGGGGGGGGUCGGGGGGGUUGUCUCUUAGACUUGAGCCCCGUGAAUACCCCGGGGUGCGAAUCAUGCGGUCAGCGAAGCAGAUCUGUAUAACGGCUGUAUUUGUUCGGUACGCUUGGUGUCCUUAAUGAUAAAGUAGUACAGCACAUGGCGAUCGGUUUCAUUCAGCGUGCCAACGCGUCGCACGCACGCACGCCGUUGGAACGUAGCACACAUCGUAGCCUUCCAGUGCGACGGCGCGAGAGAAGACGCGCAAGGGAGGCCGAGCUCGCUCGCUCUCUCGCCCGCUCGCCCGCCCCUCGUUUGUGUGACACACAAUCCGGCGGCUCCUGCCAGCAGCGUCGUCCCCUCCAAACUUAAGCGAUGUUGACUGAAGAUUCUGAGAGGCAAGAAUCUGGGCAGCUGGUCAAGUGUUAAUGAAGGGGGCUCUGGGUCAGGGCCCGUUUAUCAUCGACGCAGAUCAAAUAUUUUGUUGGCAAGCGAGCGUUAGAGCGCGCCUUGAGACGGCGCACGCCUCUGGACGUCUCGGGCACGCCUGGAGGACGAGGGCGUCCGUACCGCGUCGUCGUUCGGCCGGUGAACCCGCUCUGGCGUGACAGUGUGCGAUGCCUCAUGUUCCCGGUUGCGUCGCAGUGAAGAAUACCGCUGACUUUAUUUCCUGUGCUGUCUGUGAGAAUGAUGAUCUUCUUAAAUAAAUGGUGGUUGUGUUCUUCAGUGAAAGGUGUGAGUUGUGUAUAUAUCGGUGUAAGGUGUAUUUACCGUAUACACGUAGGUCUUUUUCAUUGUGUAUCUGUGAGAGGAAGUUAUCUUUGGUGUAAAUGCAGAUGUUAUUUGAGGUUUAAUGUGAAUGACUGAAAACAAAAAAACUGGAAUGUAAGUGUAUGUCAGUACUUAUUAAAUGGACUAUUUGAACUAAGUGAACACACAUACACAUACGCUGGAUAAACAUCUGUUUGAAGCACACCUUUGUGUUGAUGGGAACAACUCUCUUACAAUGGGGAAAUAACAUUGUAAUUUGGUUGAAGAUAAGACACCUGUAGUUCUCCCUGCCCCUCUCCCCCCACCCCCUUAACACUGAGAUGGUUUCUGCAGGCCUGAUGAGUCACAGGGUCUGCAGCUUGUUGUCAUUCAGCACCUGAGAGAGUAAAGUAGAAGAGUGCUUGCUUAACCUCGUUCACUUGGUUUCUUGGCUCUAAAUUGGUCUGCUAUUUUAAGAUGACAUCAAAACCACACACCCUGCUGUUCUCCAAGCCACAGACCUGGGGCCCCCUGCUCUACUGGAACCUUCUAGAAAAGGACUCGGAGUCUUCACACUGAAGUACAAACUGUCGGACAGAUCUUUUGCUGGAAGAACCGAUUUGUCACCGCAUGCAGAACAAUGGAGGACCGAGACAAUAGAGGCAGCUUGGGAUGCCCCCCCCCCCUUGUCCUUCCCUGUCCCCCCCAAUCCAGUCCCGGUUAAUAGGUUCCUCUUUUUAAAAAUAAAUUGGCUGAGAGAUCUGCAGUUCCUCUUUGAUGACGAAACAAAGCCUUAACAUUUGAACCCCAGCUGAGUCUAUCUCAUUUCCCCUCCACGCAUACUGUAGUUUAGUGUAAAUGUGUAACUGAUAAGCCAUGAAAUUACAUUUCACAUUUCGUUCAUCACUGUUGCUGUGGGCUUUGUACAUUUCUGUCAAAUGUUUUUUUCUUUUCUUUCACAAAUGGUUUCUUUUAACUGCAGAAUUUCAAUAAUAAUCACUGGCAAAGACUUUUAAAAAGUUUGAUAAGGUCCCCACUGGAAGAUGUACAUUUUCGAAAUGGUGGUGUCUUCUCAUUGUCUGCAAAACUUUUUUUCACACAAAUAUUUAGUUGCAGUUUUAGAUGUUUGUGUCACUUUAUUUUUGUAUUUUGGUUGCAAUUAAACUAUCUUAUUUUUUAACUGGCAUAA